This is a messenger RNA of Gopherus flavomarginatus (Mexican gopher tortoise), 950 nucleotides long. RefSeq lists its product as uncharacterized. The record is from RefSeq and is a predicted model, not a curated record. Lineage: Eukaryota; Metazoa; Chordata; Testudines; Testudinidae. The transcript has 4 exons. The coding region runs from base 1 to 669 and encodes 222 amino acids.
AUGGCCAGUGAUCAGUUCCCGUUUGUCUGCAAAUUCAUUGCUUUCAUUACUGAUCUGAGAAAAAAAAUCAGCAACCAAGGCGACCAAAAAGACAGAGAGAGAGAGAGAGAGAGAGAGAGGACACACUUGGUAGAGAAGUCUGAAUCCCAAACCUCUUGUGUAAAUGACUACAGAAGCAGCAAGGGAGUGGAGAAUCAGGCCCCAGGAAGGAACCAGCAGAAAUCUUUAGAGGGAGAGAAGCUCCUUGUGCUUUCCAGAAGAUGGCGCUCAUUCUCCAUUGGAUUGGGGAGCAGCCUGAGCCUGAGGCAGAGAAAGGAGCUACUUGAACAAGAUGCAAAGAUACUUUGCUUGAGCCUGAGCUGCUGUCACAGUCUCUCACCCAACGUCAACUCAGCACCUUCUGCUGUUUUCAUCGUAGACAUCAGCUCCCUGCAGGUUCUGAGAUGGGGUGACACUAGAACAGGGAGUGACAAACAAAGUACCAUGGGACAAGAAGAAAGGACACGUUACCCCCAGGCAAGCUGGAGAGUUUUUCCGAAUGGGAUUUCACUGGUCUAUAAUAAAUGUUCCAGUCACAGAAUAUCAGGGUUUGGAAGGGACCUCAAGCGGUCAUCUGGUCUAACCCCCUGCUCAGAGCAGGACCAAUCCCCAGACAGAUUUUUACCCUAGUUCCCUAAAUGCCCCCUUCAAGGAUUGAACUCACAACCCUGGGUUUAGCAGGCCAACGCUCAACCCACUGUAAAAGCGGAGAGUCUCAGUGCUUAAAGAAACACUGGACUAAAUAGUGACCAAAGCAAAAAGAGAAAGAAAAAUGUAGCUCUUUGGUACAAAUUAAAAAAAAUAAAUACUGCAUGUAACACACCGUUGCGCCUCCUUAGCUAGGUGGCAUGAACAGACUCUGCUUCUAGAAAACUGGUUGUUGCAUAGGUGUGUGUCCACAGAGUGGCAGC